AUGGCGACGGUGGACGGCGAUGGCAACAUGGUGGACGUCAAACUGUUCAAAAUCAUCGGGCUGUAUCAGAUACUGAGGCCGGCGCCCCAGGACGGCCGAACGGGACGUAAAUACCAGAAAACGUUGAUGGCCGUCAUGUGGCUGAUGUUGAUGACGUACAUCAUACAAAUCUCCGCUCUGUAUUUCGCGAUGAACGACUUCCAGCGACUGGCGCACCAGACGCUGGUGCUUAGCGUCUGCGUUGUAACCUGGAUCAAGGGAUACCUGUUGAUCUGGAACGCGGACCGGAUGUGGCCCGUACUGGAACUCGGCCGGUACGCGUUCACGUCGUCCGGACACCGGGACCCGUCCAAACUGAUCCAAUGCCAUGCCACGCUGUCCACGAUGGUCCGGCUGUUCGCCGCGUUUUACUAUUGGGUGUUAGUCGCCUGGCUGGCGUCACCGUUUUUCAUCCACGAACCAACGAAAAUCAUCCAUCUGGACGGCACGGUCUCCAAACACCGGAUGACCGUGUUGAACCUGUGGAUGCCGCUAUCCGAGGCGGAGUACAACUCGACGAAGUACUGGGCGGUCGUCUACGGAAUCGAGGUGAUGACCUGUACGAUCAACGUGUUCAUCUGGACCAUGUUCGACUGUUACAUUAUGACCGUGUGCUUCGUGCUCGAAGCCCAGUUCCGUACCCUGGAGAUCGCGUAUACCGAGAUCGGCCAUCGCCAGCCCUGGGACGAUUCCACUGUACCGGCGGCGGACGAUUAUGGCCGUUUGAUUUCACACAUCAAAGACAAUCAGAAAAUAGUCAGGUGGGUAAGGAUGGAGACGUGAAUGGGCAGUGCUGUCAUUCAAAAAUACCGUCGCCUUAAUGUUUAAUCGAAUAAAUCAAUGAUCAAAUCUAUUUUCUUUGGUGCUCGUUGUGUAGGAAGUACGAGGAAUUUUUCACCAUCAUACAACCGGUGGUCCUAAUCCAAAUAGCUACGGGUUCGACAUCCGGGAUUCUACUGAUAUUCUUCUCUUCGCUAGUAAAUCGAACAGUUUAUAA
Molecule: messenger RNA, 1036 nt
Organism: Cinara cedri
Lineage: Eukaryota; Metazoa; Arthropoda; Insecta; Hemiptera; Aphididae
Source: the annotation of a GenBank genome assembly